GACCUUGGAAGAACAUUUUUGUAGGAACCAGUUUGGUUCACUUGAUACCGCUGACGAUUGCUCAUUACAAACAUGACCGACCUUAGCAUUUCAAAAUCAGUAACCGAAUAUGGUUGUACCAAAAGCGCAGACAAACUUCAUCAGUAUAUAUGCGAUCAUUCACUGCGUCUGUCUGAAGCACAAAAGUGGUUAUUGCAGGAGAGUAGAAAACAUCCACUGUCAUCAAUGCUUUUCUCCAGUAUAGAAAUGCAACUUCUAUCGAAUUUGUGUUAUGCGAUAAAUGCUAGAAAGACACUUGAUGUUGGAACUUAUACUGGAUAUAGUGCAUUGUCUAUCGCGGAAGUAUUGCCGUCAGAUGGACGUGUAGUUGCCUUGGAUAAAACGGAUGAAUAUUUGAAAGACUAUUGUUUGCCAGCAUGGAAGAAGGCAGGUGUAGAAUCGAAAAUUGACUUCCGACACGGUUCAGAUGUUCAAAUACUACAAAGUUUGAUUGAUAAUGGAGAGAGUGAAACAUUCGAUUUUGCCCUGAUCGAUGGUGAAAAAGAAAACUAUAGUAAAUAUUACGAAUUAUGUUUAAAACUAGUUCGACCUCGUGGAAUAAUCGCCAUUGAUAAUGUUCUAUGGAGUCAGUUGGUGCUCAACGAGAAUGAUAACAGUCCUGCAACUAUCGGUAUAAGAGAAAUGAAUGAAUUGAUAGCUAGAGAUAACUCUGUUCGAAUUUCUCUCUUAAGAACUGGAGAUGGAUUGACAAUUGUUGUGAAGAAUUGAUUCAUGUUAUGACUGUUUUCAGAAUGGUUACAUCCAUACAGACAUAAAUACAUUUGAUUGAUAAACCGAAUUGCUUUGAUUGCUAUCACACAUAAAUAAAUAUUUCCCAUUACUAUGUUGUCAUUUUCAAUCAUCACUGCAUAUGUAUGUUGUUGUAAUAAAACAUUUCUAUGAAGGGUUUCUGUAUAUUACAUACCGUUUCAAUCAUUUUGUAAUUGGCACUGAACAUGUCUGAAUCUCUCAAAUGUGAGGAAAUUUGUAGGAUUGUGAGAUUCUCCUUAUAAUCUGUGGCAACAUGAAAGGUUGUACGGAAAAACCACAGGUUAGUGAAGAUUUGGGGCGUUCAGUCGACAGAUGUGAUGUCAGUAUGAAUAUGAGAAAGAUUCCGAUUGACGAUAGUCUGACGAUAGUUGAUGAUAUACACAAACCACAUGAGAAAUACUGAGUUUUCGUUUAUCUUCAGUAGACUAUAUGUUUUAUUAUUUGUUUCAGUUAAAGCAUAUGAUCGUAAUGUUUUCCUUGUCGCAGAUCAAAUUAUUUGGAAUUGCCACUAAACCGAAACAUGGAACUUAUCAGAAAUAAGAGCACAAUAAUGUGGCAGAUCUCCUUCAGAAGGAAUAGAAAAUAUUGAUUAUUAACUAUAUCGCAUACGAUCUGAU
Molecule: messenger RNA, 1427 nt
Organism: Schistosoma haematobium
Lineage: Eukaryota; Metazoa; Platyhelminthes; Trematoda; Strigeidida; Schistosomatidae
Product: Catechol O-methyltransferase domain-containing protein 1
Exons: 6
Coding region: 73-768 (231 amino acids)
Molecular function (GO): O-methyltransferase activity; S-adenosylmethionine-dependent methyltransferase activity
Source: RefSeq, a predicted model, not a curated record